Fibroporia radiculosa is the source of this 915-nucleotide messenger RNA. RefSeq lists its product as uncharacterized. Gene Ontology annotation, molecular function: peptidase activity. Lineage: Eukaryota; Fungi; Basidiomycota; Agaricomycetes; Polyporales; Fibroporiaceae. The record is from RefSeq and is a predicted model, not a curated record. Bases 1 to 915 code for a protein of 304 amino acids. The transcript has 3 exons. Gene Ontology annotation, biological process: proteolysis.
AUGUCUGUUGCUCCGACUAGGGAAGGCUUUGCUCCUUAUUCCACUCCUUCAGCGGGGAAACCCUGCCAAACAUACUACAAGGUUUUCGGCGAUCUGAAAAGUGGUGUUACGCCCGUCGUCUGUAUUAACGGCGGACCCGGUGUCAAGCACAAUUACUGUCUCCCACAUUCUGACCUCUUCUCCAUCUAUGGCAUUCCCAUCGUCUUCUAUGAUCCAGUAGGCUGCGGCAAGUCGACCCGCCUAACGAUAAAGCAUGACGUUGGGUUUUGGACCGUCCAGCUGUUUUUGGACGAGUUCUUUAACUUAAUUCACCACCUGGAGAUCACGGAGUACAACAUAGUGGGUGAGUCGUGGGGCGGAUUGUUGGGCAUGGAAAUUGCCAUUAGGCGGCCGGAGGGGUUGAGGCGCCUGGUCUCGUCGUCUGCACCUGUGUCCUUCGAUCUUUAUAUGCAAGCCACGAGGAUGUUAUUGAAGACGAUGCCCGAGGAUAUCCAGGAAGCGGUCGAAAGGAACGAGGCCGCAGGGACGUUCGAUUCUCCGGAGUACGAGCGGGCAAACUUGGAGUUCGCCAAGCGUUUCAUUUGUAGAAUGGAACCAUGGCCAGAAGAAUCCUUGGCAGUUUUGCAGUCGCUUGAAGAAGAAUCUUCUGCAUAUAUUACCAUGCAAGGUCCCUCAGAGUUUACCAUCACCGGCUCCCUCAAGACAUGGAAUAUCAUUGCGGACUUACACAAGAUCAACGUGCCUACGCUGCUCACCAAUGGGAGAUAUGACACCGUGCGCGACAUGACGAUAGCGCCUGCAUUCAGAGAGAUUCCGAACGUGAAGUGGCGUACGUUUGCGCACAGUGGGCACCUGGCUUUUGUCGAAGAGCGAGAAAAGUAUAUGAAGACGGUCGCAGAAUUUUUAACCCAGUGA